CUACGCCUGCGCCCUACCCCUAAGCCCUCAUUUCUGCUCUUGGAAGUCAACGCCUAUCCCUUCCAUCAGGAAUUGUUCCUAUCAUGGUCGACACGAGAGGUACAGACCCGUCUCUCGACGAGGCGGCCUCAUCUGAGUUGCCUGUUCCCUCCGUGACCGAUUCCGCCGCUCAUGUUUCCCCCAAAAUGUCUCACCCUCUCGAGGAAGAUGACGGUUCCCUCUCGCCGCCAGCUUCUAAGAAACGCCGUCUCGAAUCCGAGCCAGCUGACCUUUCACUACCACCUCCACCGACCACCUUAACUGCAGAUCAAGUACCGGGAAAUCAGAUUGAAGAAGAAUUGGCAUCUGCAUUAGGCUCUGGUGUUGUCGACCCUGUGGACCAUCCCGUGGACCGUCCUCUAGACACGCCCGCUCCCAUCGAAGGAUCUGCAGAAAGCGCGGUGCCACAACCAGAAAGCAGUGCUGAUAUUGAUUCGGACAUGGCUACUGUGAUUUCAAGUAUCAUGAAUCACGCAGAACGAGUGGAGGAACAAUGUGUGUUAGGCCAGCAGCAACUGGCGGAGACCUCCAGCGCGUCGCCUCCGAAGGGCAUGGUGUUUGUCAAAGCCAACUCACACCUGAAGAUUCAGAGUCUGCCCAUUCUUGACAAUUUGUCAACCCAGAUUCUGUCGCUGUUAGCCAAGUCCUCGUAUCAGGAAAUCACUUCCUUCGUUUCCGAACCCGAGACCGAGAGUGGCCAAGCCUAUGCGACCAUGCGGUCGCUGUUCGAUCAUACGAAAAAAGUCUACUCGAGCAAAAAGUCCUUCCUUUCGCCUACAGAGCUGGAGCUCACCGAAUCCUCCCAGAUCGAUAUUAUUCGCAAAGCCAAUCUAGCUUCCUUUGUUUCCAGUAUUUUUGGCACGCAGGAGAUCGGAUUUUCGGAACUCAACGAUAACUUCCUUGAUGUGUUUGUUCCCGAAGGUGGCCGUCUACUCAAGGUGCAGGGUGCCUUGUUCUUGGAACUUAAGACCCAGGCCUUCAUCGCAUCGAUGAACAAUUCGGAAAGAACCCGAACCGAGCUGCUUUACGACCUGUUUCCCGAUGAGCUGGAGCAACAGCUGCUUGAUCGGCGUCCAGGGACUCGUCAGCUGGCUCCAAGUGAAGCGGACUUUGUCAAGCGGGCCGGUUCGCGCCGUGACAUUCUGCUGAGCGACGUCAACAACGAGGAAGCCAUGAAGGCCUUGCCGGACAAGUACCACUGGGAGGAUUUUCUUCGGGACUUGAGCUCCUACAUCACCAAGAACUUCGAUACCAUCAGCAACCAACAGACGAAAAAGACCGCUAAGGGUCGACAACCAUCCUCGUCCGACGGAGACUCACAGCCGUCCAAUGCUCCUUUGCAGGGCCAAUUCCCCGUCUCAACCCAGCCACCUGAUGUUCCUGUUGACAGAAACAUGCACGGCGACUUGGUUGCGCGUGCGGCUCGUGCGGCGCAAAUUGCAUUGCAAGGCCACGGCUUGAGACGCUCCCAGCAGCAGCAGGCCCAACAGAACCAGCAACAGCAACCGUCGCAGCAGCAACCACAGCAGCACCAACAACAGCACCAACAACAGCAUCAGAUGCAUCAACCCCAGCAACUUCAGCAGCAACCUCCUCAGCAUGCGCCGCAGCAGGGGGGCCAGAUUCUGCAUGGCUAUUCUGCUGCCCAGCCCACGGGUCAGAUGCAGCAUCAGCAGACUCACCAGCAGCCGUAUCAUCAUAGUCCCGCUCCGUCCGGUUACCAGCAACCUCCUGGUCAACUAACUUUCCAGCAAAGCCCCCUGCAGGCCAACUUCCAGCAAUACAACCAUGUGACUCCUGCUUCGAUUCCGCGACCCAACUCAGCCGCAGCCAACCAUGGCUAUAUGCCGGGGAUACCACACUACUCGCAGUCUCAGCCGACUCAAGUACUCUACGAGCGCGCGCGCAUGGCGGCAUCUGCCAAGUCGUCGCCUAGCAGCCGCAAGUCUGGGUUGCCCAGCCAGCGUCGGCCGUGGACGACGGAGGAGGAGAACGCAUUGAUGGCCGGGCUGGACCGGGUCAAGGGCCCGCACUGGAGUCAGAUUCUUGCCAUGUUUGGCCCGGGAGGCACUAUCAGCGAAGCGCUGAAGGACCGCAACCAGGUUCAACUAAAGGACAAGGCGCGGAACUUGAAGCUGUUCUUCCUCAAAAGUGGCAUUGAAGUGCCGUAUUACCUUAAGUUUGUGACUGGAGAGCUAAAGACGCGUGCCCCCGCGCAGGCAGCCAAACGCGAGGCCCGCGAACGGCAGAAGAAGCAGGGAGAAGAGGACAAGGCACAUGUUGAAGGCAUCAAGGGCAUGAUGGCGCUUGCCGGUGCACAUGCGCAGCCGGUUGGCAUGACACACGGCCACGAUAUGUCGGCAUCGCCACUGCCACCAGAUGCUGGAGCGCAUGCGGCGUUUGACCAGACAGCCGAGCAGAACCUGAUGCAGACGCUGGGACAGGAGGUGCAUGGUGAAGCCUUUGGGCAGCAUCACCACCACCAUCAUCAUCACCAACAUCACCCGCAUCAUACCCACCAUCAAGACCAUGUUGAUCCCAAUAUGCAUCUUGGACAAUAAAGCGUCCGUCAUGGCUUGUGUCUAUGCUUCUGCUCAAUGUCUAUCUCAUUCUUCUUUGCUUUUUUUUCCACAUGUAUCAAAAUGCGUUCUAUGUUUCCUUUUGCGACAUCUAUUCUAGCGAUUAUGUUGAUUACCGAUGUGACUGUCCGGGGGAGUUGAUUGGGGGUCUCGAGGGUGCUUUGCUUGCUGGGGAGACGAAUGGCCAUGUAGAGUUGGGGCUGUGUACCAACAUUGUUCAUUUUUCGUAAUUGCGAG
Molecule: messenger RNA, 2855 nt
Organism: Aspergillus costaricaensis CBS 115574
Lineage: Eukaryota; Fungi; Ascomycota; Eurotiomycetes; Eurotiales; Aspergillaceae
Product: putative MYB DNA binding protein (Tbf1)
Exons: 4
Coding region: 84-2600 (838 amino acids)
Biological process (GO): telomere maintenance via telomere lengthening
Molecular function (GO): protein homodimerization activity; double-stranded telomeric DNA binding
Source: RefSeq, a predicted model, not a curated record